This is a messenger RNA of Emericellopsis atlantica, 2526 nucleotides long. Its product is annotated as pyridoxal phosphate-dependent transferase. Gene Ontology annotation, cellular component: cytosol. Gene Ontology annotation, molecular function: L-allo-threonine aldolase activity; DNA-binding transcription factor activity. Bases 1 to 2526 code for a protein of 841 amino acids. Gene Ontology annotation, biological process: regulation of DNA-templated transcription; L-threonine catabolic process; glycine biosynthetic process. The record is from RefSeq and is a predicted model, not a curated record. The transcript has 4 exons. NCBI's taxonomy places the organism in Eukaryota, Fungi, Ascomycota, Sordariomycetes, Hypocreales, Bionectriaceae.
AUGGAUCUACCCAAGGCCUCGGAAGGGGGUGACACCAAUGCUCCAAUGAGCGAGCAGGAAAAGAAGAAGCUUCGCAAUCGCCUUUCCCAGCGAGCUUUUCGCCGAAGGCAGGCAGAAUGCAUGCGGGAACUCCAGAGCCGGGUCCGGGCCGACCAGCGGCCGGAGAGUGAGCGAGUGGAGGCUCUGCAGAAGGAGAACCGAAUGCUCCGGCAGCAGCUCGUGGAUCUCCAGAGCAACAUGUCUCGCAUGAUGGCGACCAUGCAGUCGCUCAACGACUCUGUGACGAAGACGCUCGAUAGCACUGCGCAAGGAGAUGAAGCGCCAAGUAGCCAGGCAGACAUGGUUGCUGUUGAGCGGGUCAAGCAUAGGCCAACGUCUGACCAGCAGCCCUUGGAUUUGAAUUCAUUCGACCUCACCACCACGGGUCUCGAAGCUCCCAUGGGACAGACUGGCUGCCUCGAAUCCGCAGCAGAGACCAAUGGCACCUGGUUUGACCUCGUUAACCCCGCCGGUACCAGUCCUCUCUACUCACAGAUACCUAACAUCUGGAGCCACGAAUACCAAAUGGGCAUGCAACCGUACCUGGCGGCUGUGAGCGCAACGGAACAGUCGAGGAUGGUUCUGGGAAAGCACUAUCCCUGCACCAAUUCACCGUUCUCCGACCAUAUUCAGCUCCUUCAGCACAUGCUAAAGAACAAGUUGGAUGCGUCAGGGUCUAUACAGAGUGUAUACCAGCCAGUGCUCAUGGUCUUGUCCAUGUUCAAUAGCAUGACCCGACCGGAUGUCAUGGCUUGGUACGCCAAGACGCGCUUCUUCCACAUUAUUGAUCUCACAGCGUGGCAGCUAUACCCAUCCUCGUCCACGUUCGAGAAGCUACAUCCGAGGUAUCGGCCUAUCAAAGCCCAGCUGGAGAAUGCGCACCCACUCAUCAUCGAUUGGAUACCAUUCCCAUCGGUUCGAGAUCGUCUCAUACAGCUUCACUCGGCCAACCCACACAUUGACCAGAUAUUCUGCGAUGCCGUGACAGGCUACGUUGUAGAGGCGCUCAUGUCCGAUCUUGUUCUGGGAGCGGAGCCAGUGCAAGUGUACGUUCGAGUGACCGAUCUCAUCAAUACCAUGGCUAGCGACACUGCCGACAACGAUGAGACGGUCGCUGUCCUACCUGCCCCGGACGUUGCCACGUUAUUCUCGUCCCCAGCGUAUGCUCGUGCGGCCUUCAACAAGCUCAACAUGGACAGGGGCGCAGGGUAUUACAAGAUCGACCCGGCAUUCUUUGAAAAGUACCCAGAGCUCUACGACCAGGCCAGCGAGCUCACGGCAGCAGGGACGCCGCUGAAGCCCACGUUCCAGAAGAUCCUGACAUAUCCGAAGCCGCUCAGCCACUCUACGGUCGAGACAUACCGCAGUUUCAUCGACUUUUCCCUUGAUGCGAUCAACAUGAUCACCCAGUCCCCUGAAUACCUCGACAUGCCGUCUCAAACAACCACAAGGAUGCCCUCCUACAGCUUCAUGGAUGACUACAGCGAGGGAGCCCAUCCAGCACUGCUCAAGGCGCUAGUAUCGAGCAACACAACACAAGAAAUCGGCUACGGGAACGACACAUACUGCGAGCUUGCACGGCAAAGAAUCAGGCGCCAUCUUGGGCGCGACAAUGUGGGCAUCUUCUUUGUGCCGAGUGGCACAUCAGCCAACGCCAUCUCCAUCGCCGCCUGUCUGCGACCACACGAGGCAGUGAUUGCCGCGAGCUCCGGACACAUUGUCACGCGCGAGACGGGGGCCGUCGAGGCCAGUGGGCACAAGAUCAUCAAUGUGGCACCGCACCAGGGGAAACUGACGCCCAUGGUCAUCGAGAGGGCGCUCAAGGACAACUGGCACUUUCCACACAUGGCCAAGCCUCGACUGGUCUACAUCUCGAACGCGACGGAAAUUGGCACUAUAUACACCAGGGACGAACUCGCUGCCAUCAAGAAGGUCUGCGAACAGAACGAGCUCAUCCUGUUCCUGGACGGGGCACGCAUCGGGACGGCGCUAGCUUCCAAAGCCAACGACAUGACGCUGUCUGACAUCCUCGAGUUGACCGACAUCUUCUGGAUCGGAGGCACAAAGAACGGCGCACUGCUGGGCGAAGCUGUCGUGGUCAAGGAUCCGCGUCUCGCGUCUGAGUUUGAGUUUUACGUCAAGCAGCACGGGUCCCUCCUUGCCAAAGGUCGAGUGAUAGGCGCGCAGUUUGCAGAGCUGUUUGCAGAGGAUUUGUACUUUGAGCUCGCGCGACAGGCCAACGUGGCAGCAGAGACUCUCUCCAGGGGCAUCGCGGCGGCGGGCUUUACGGUGUCUGCUGCGACGGAGACGAACCAGGUGUUUGCGGCGCUGCCACUGGGUCUGAUCAAAGUGCUCCAGGACCAUUUCACAUUCUACGUCUGGGAGCGAUAUGGCGACGAUGAAGCGGUGAUCAGGUUGCUGACGACCUGGGCGACGGACACGGAGCAGGUCGACAGAUUUGUUGAGAUGGUGCAUCAAUGGAAAUAA